Molecule: messenger RNA, 1908 nt
Organism: Naegleria fowleri
Lineage: Eukaryota; Heterolobosea; Eutetramitea; Acrasida; Naegleriidae
Exons: 2
Coding region: 1-1908 (635 amino acids)
Biological process (GO): regulation of DNA-templated transcription; response to oxygen levels; cyclic nucleotide biosynthetic process
Cellular component (GO): guanylate cyclase complex, soluble
Molecular function (GO): guanylate cyclase activity
Source: RefSeq, a predicted model, not a curated record
AUGAAUGAAAGAAAAUCUUCUAAUCCUUGUCCUCUUCUUGCUCAUCAACCAUUUCUGGAGAAAUUUCAAAGCACAAGUCACCAAUCAUCCUCAUCACCACCACUAACUCUCAUCCAUACGACGACUACUACUUAUAAUAUCAUCCCCACCACCACCACCACUCCCACUUCUCCACAAUCUAAAAAGAAAUCCUUUCCAAGGUCAGAAACCUUCCUCAUGUUGAAUGAAUUCAUUCAUCAAGUCAAUUCUUGUGGUUUUCCAGUGUUGGUUUUCAAUCGUCAUUUUAUGAUCGAAUUCUUAAAUAAGGAAGCUGAGGAAUUAUUUGGAGUUUAUUCCUUUGCAGUGAUGGGAGAAUAUUUGAGCGAAUUAUUAGUAAUGGAUUCUUUAAAUGAAAUUCGAAAUGCCAUUGAGAAUUAUCUUGGUGAGGAUCAUCACACUCAUCGUCACCCAUGUGACAUGAUGCAACAUGAUCAAGUGGAAGAGACAAAUCAUCCCUAUGAAAUUAUGAAACCUUCUACUUCAGAAAGCAACAUGGAAGAUUCAAUGAAUGAUGAUGAGGAAAGUGAAUUUGACGAUCGAAGAACGUCCAUCACUUCGUGGCAGUCUUGUCAUUCUUUUAAUUUGCAAUUACCAAAUAUUGAACACAUUGAGAGGAUCUCCACAGAGGAAAGGAAAGCUAGGAAACAAGAUUUGAUGAACACUCGAUCAUUGACAGGUCGAGCAUCCACACUCAAGAAAAUAUUUCCAAUGAAAGUUCGAUUGUUACCACUGCACAAGACAGAUCAAACACAUUUUGCAGCCUACAUUCAAGAGGUGAAACAAAGUGAUGAAGAUUCGAAGCAUUUGCAUGGAGUUCAGUUUGGUGAAGCAGUGACGGAACUCUCUGUCAUUCCAAUUAUUGCAAUUAAUAAGAAAGGGAUUAUUCAAUUUUUCAACUCUGCAGCUUGUUCUGCCUUUAAAUAUUCAAAGCAAGAAAUUGUGGGAAAGAAUGUGAAAAUUCUGUGUCCCCCUAAAAUUCGAGCGCAACACGACAAGUAUCUCGAGAGGUACUUAAAAACUGGAGAGAAACAUGUGGUAGACUCUGUUCGUAUGGUGAAAGGAGUCGUCAAUGGAGGAAAGAUCAUUCGAAUGGAAUUAAGGGUUUCUGAAAUUUUUGAUCCUGUCACUAAUGAGUCAUCCUUUGUGGCGUUCGUUCGAGAUUGCACCUCAAUGGCAACACGUGAGGAGCAUUUGACGAAUAUUGCAGAGCGAAUUUUUCCAAAGAAUAUUGCUCAGCGAUUGACUCUGGGACAACAAGUGAUCGAUUCUCUGCAAAAGUGCAGCAUGUUGUUUUGUGACAUUGUUGGAUUUACGGAUUUUUCUUCCAAUCAACCUGCUUCAACAGUGGUGAAAAUUCUACAUCAAAUGUUCACGUCAUUUGAUGAAAUUUCAACUUGUUACCAUUUGGAAAAAAUUAAAACCAUUGGCGACUCGUAUUUUGCAGCAACUGGAAUUGUCAAAGAGACAGAUCAAGAUGCAGAGAAUUGUGUGAGAGCUGCUCUUGAAAUGAUACGAUCCAUACAGGAAAUUGAAAUGACAAGACCUGAGAACAUCACAAAUGGAUUGUCAAAUAUUCAAGUGAGGAUUGGAAUUCACACAGGAAACAGUGGAGAUGUUACUGCUGCCGUCGUGGGAAGACUUAAAAAGACGUAUGAUCUAUUUGGAACUGGAGUGACAACCACACAGCUCAUGGAAGCAACAGGUAAAGCUAAUCAAAUUCACAUCAGUGAAAACACUUACCGAGAGAUUGAAUCUGACUCUCUGAAAGCAUUAUUUGUUCCGUAUUUUCAAGCUAAAGAGGAAGUUUAUCUUCCAGACAAGUUGGGUAUGAAAAGUAUUCCAUUUCAAACCUUUAUCACAGAUAUUUAG